AUGGGGGCGUGUCUCCGGGAGAUUUCGACUCGUCCGUUUGGAUCGGCCUAUUUCACCACACCCACACCCAGUCCCCACGCCAUACCCACUCCCACCAUACCCACUCCCCACGCCCAUACCCACUCCCCCACGCCCAUACCCACUCCCCCACGCCCAUACCUAUUCCCCACCCAUACCUACUCCCCACGCCACACCUACUCCCCCACGCCCACACCCACACCUCCACGCCCACACCCACUCCCCAUCGCCCACACCUACUCCCCCACACCCACGCCUAUUUCACCUCACCCACACCCAGUCCCCCACGCCCAUACCUACUCCCCGAUGCCCACACCUACUCUCCCACACCCCCAGGCAUAG
This is a messenger RNA of Penaeus vannamei (Pacific white shrimp), 360 nucleotides long. Lineage: Eukaryota; Metazoa; Arthropoda; Malacostraca; Decapoda; Penaeidae. The record is from RefSeq and is a predicted model, not a curated record.